Messenger RNA from Wyeomyia smithii (pitcher-plant mosquito), 1881 nucleotides. RefSeq lists its product as uncharacterized. Lineage: Eukaryota; Metazoa; Arthropoda; Insecta; Diptera; Culicidae. Bases 1 to 1881 code for a protein of 626 amino acids. The transcript has a single exon. The record is from RefSeq and is a predicted model, not a curated record.
AUGUAUAAUUGUAUUUCCGACCUUUCGGCACCUCAUGCUUUCCCCCGCUCCAGUGUUUUGGCGCAUGGAUCCGUUUCGUAUUCACACCAGUUACGGAUUAACUACCAAAAUGUGCGUGGGUUGCGCACCAAAAUAGAUUCAUUCUUUUUGGCAGUCUCCGAAGGUGAUUACGAUAUCAUUGUUCUUACUGAAACAUGGCUCGACGAUCGCAUUCUCUCAACACAAUUGUUUGGAAAUCGCUAUACUGUGUUCCGGACCGACCGUUCUGAUUUGAAUAGCAAAAAGACGCGCGGCGGAGGUGUGUUGAUAGCUGUUUCGGUGAGACUGAACUGCCGUAUUGAUGCUGCACCCAUUCAUGAUACUCUUGAGCAAGUGUGGGUAAUUGUGGAAACAUCUUGCAGUGACGUCAGCGUGGGCGUUGUGUAUUUGCCCCCUGACCGAAAAUCGGAUUCACAGCUAAUUCAGCAACAUAUCGAUUCGAUAGAAAUGGUUCUGUCACGUUUGAAGCCUCAUGCUCGAGGAUUAGUUUUCGGCGACUAUAAUCAGUCUGGUUUGCGAUGGUCUAUUUCGCCUAAUGGACUACCGUUAGUGAACACACUGCGUUCCCACAUGCCGACUGGCUGCUGCUCUCUUCUUGAUGGUUUUUGUCAACACGGACUGACCCAAAUCAACACUGCUUUGAUUGAUGACGAACGCAUGCUAGAUCUCAUAUUUGCAAACGACCAAGCAAUGCAAAAUUGUUCUGUGUCUGUUCCCCACGAGCCACUGGUAAACCUUGAUGCUGUGCAUCCUGCGGUCGUUAUAUCAGUGAGCCUUUCUCAACCAAUGGUUUUCGAUCAAGCUUCAGAAAGCAGGUCUUUGAAUUUUCGUUGUGCUGACUAUUCUGCACUUUGCGCAGCACUAUCGGAAGUAAACUGGGAUGCUUUAUUGGAUCGGUCUUCCUGUAUCGACGAAGCGGUUGACUCUUUCAACAGUGCAAUUGAGGGCGUAAUCAACCAGACAGUGCCAGCUUGUGAUCCACCUCGAAAACCAGUGUGGUCGAAUCUUCACCUCCGUUCGCUCAAGCGCUUGCGGUCUGCUGCGCUUCGGAAAUACUGUUCACAUCGCUUGUCAUACAACAAAAAUCGAUUGUACAUCGCUAGCCGCCAGUAUCGCAACUACAACCGAUAUUUGUACAACCGGUACGUGAAACGCAUUCAAAAUAAUCUUUGCACACACCCAAAACAGUUCUGGUCGUUCGUGAAUAAUAAACGGAAGGAAGCCGGAUUACCCUCUUCUAUGUUUCUGGGCGAUUCCGUUGCUAACAACGAACGUGAAAAAUGCGAUCUAUUUGCCCAGCAGUUCCAGCAAGUUUUCAACGGUUUUGUCGCCUCUCCCGAACAAGUCAGUAUAGCCAGCAAUGCAGCUCCCCGAGACGUGUUUUCAUUUCGACUGCCGCUUAUUAAUACAGAGGAUGUUGUCAUUGCCCUGAGUAAGCUGAAAGCUUCGUAUACCGCUGGACCUGAUGGUAUUCCUUCCGCGGUUCUCAAGCGAUGUGGAGAAGUUCUCUGUUCGCCAAUCGCUAAGCUAUUUAAUUUAUCUGUGCAGCAAUGUAAAUUUCCUGACCGUUGGAAAUUCUCGUAUUUGUUUCCAAUUCACAAAAAAGGUGAUAAACGCAACAUCUCUAAUUAUCGUAGCAUCACAUCCUUGUGCGCUUUCUCUAAGUUGUUCGAGAUAAUUAUUAACGACGCUUUAUUCGCUAGCUGUAAACAUAAUAUUGACACCGAGCAGCACGGAUUUUUUCCUAAACGGUCAGUAACCACAAACUUAAUGCAGUUCGUGUCUCGCUGUGUACAAACCAUGGAUUGUGGUUUCAAACUGAUGCAAUUUAUCUGGGCUUGA